GCAUCAAGGGGACCGAUGAUUUCCACUAAGAAAGAUGGUGAAGCAAAAAUAAAUGGAACAAAUUCAGCAGUUGAUAAGGCUGAUUUAACUGGCAUUAAAUGGAAACGAUACGUAUGGCAGGGCCCAACAUCUGCCCCAAUUCUCUUUCCUGUAACGGAAGAAGACCCCAUUCUGAGCAGUUUCAGUCGCUGUCUGAAGGCCGACGUACUGAGUGUUUGGCGGCGCGAUCAGAGACCUGGACGCAGAGAGCUGUGGAUAUUUUGGUGGGGCGAUGACCCCAACUUUGCUGACCUUAUUCAUCAUGACCUGGCAGAAGAGGAAGAUGGCGUAUGGGAGAACGGACUUUCCUACGAAUGUCGCACUCUGCUUUUUAAGGCAGUUCACAACCUGUUGGAGCGGUGUUUAAUGAACCGGAAUUUUGUGCGCAUUGGGAAAUGGUUCGUGAAGCCUUACGAGAAAGAUGAAAAACCUAUUAACAAAAGUGAGCACUUGUCCUGCUCCUUCACCUUUUUCUUGCAUGGGGACAGCAAUGUCUGCACCAGUGUGGAAAUCAGUCAGCAUCAACCUGUGUACCUGCUUAGCGAGGAGCACCUCACUCUGGCCCAGCAGUCAAACAGCCCUUUUCAAGUUAUUCUAAGUCCUUUUGGAUUAAAUGGCACGCUCACAGGACAGUCAUUCAAGCUGUCGGACUCGUCCACAAAAAAGCUUAUUGGUGAAUGGAAACAGUUCUAUCCCAUCACAUCUAACUUGAAGGAGGGCUCUGAGGAAAAACAAGAAGAGAUGGAUUGGGAAGAUGAUUCUCUGGCUGCUGUGGAAGUCCUUGUUGCGGGUGUGCGAAUGGUCUACCCAGCAUGCUUUGUCUUAGUUCCUCAAACAGAUAUCCCUGCUCCUAGUACUGUUGGGGCUUCUCAUUGUUCAACUACUUGCUUGGGUGUCCACCAAGUGCCUGCUACCACCAGAGAUCCUGCCAUGUCUUCAGUAACUCUAACUCCACCUACGUCCCCAGAGGAAGUUCAGACAGCAGUUGAUGCUCAGUCUGCCCAGAAGUGGGUGAAGUUUUCUUCCGUUUCCGAUGGUUUUAGCUCUGACAGUACUAGCCACCAUGGUGGCAAAAUCCCAAGAAAACUAGCCAAUCAGGUGGUGGAUCGAGUUUGGCAAGAAUGCAAUAUGAACAGAGCACAGAACAAGAGGAAGUAUUCUGCUACAUCAAAUGGCUUAUGCGAUGAAGAGACAGUUGACAAAGUAGCCUCCUGGGAUUUUGUUGAAGCCACACAGAGGACAAAUUGCAAUUGUUCAAGGCACAAAAAUCUCAAACCAAGAAAUUCAGGGCAGCAGGGGCAGGCGCCGCCCGCAAGCCAGCAGCAGCAAGCGGCUCCAAAGCACAAGACAAAUGAGAAGCAAGACAAGGGGGAUAAGCCGCAAAAACGCCCUUUGACUCCUUUCCACCAUCGUGUCUCUAUUAGUGACGAUGUUGCCAUGGAGGCAGAAUCAGCGAGUCAGAGGCUUGUGAUCACAGCACCAGACAGUCAAGUGAGAUUUUCAAAUAUCAGAACUAACGAUGUAGCAAAGACUCCUCAGAUGCAUGGCACUGAAAUGGCAAAUUCACCUCAACCACCACCGCUUAGUCCUCACCCUUGUGAUGUAGUUGAUGAAGGGGUAACUAAAACUCCUUCUACUCCUCAGAGCCAGCAUUUCUAUCAGAUGCCAACACCAGAUCCCUUGGUUCCUUCAAAAGCAAUGGAAGACAGGAUAGAUGGCUUGUCCCAGUCUUUCCCAGCUCAGUUCCCAGAAGUCAUAGAACCCACAAUAUACAUUGGUACUGCAGUGAAUCUGGAAGAAGAUGAAGCUGAUAACACUUGGAAGUAUUAUAAAGUUCCAAAGAAAAAGGAUGUGGAAUUCUUACCGCCCCCGCUCCCCUGCGACAAAUUCAGAGACGAUCCAGUGGUACCUGCUGGACAGGAAAACCUCACAUCCGUUACAGAAUUAAUGGUGCAAUGUAGGAAGCCUUUAAAGGUUUCAGAUGAACUGGUGCAGCAGUAUCAGAGUAAAAAUCAGUACCUAGCAGCAGUAGUAUCUGAAACUGACCAAGAACCUGAAAUUGAUCCAUACGCAUUUGUUGAUGGUGAUGUGGAAUUCCUUUUUCCCGAUAAUAAAAAAGAGAGGCAGAACAAUGAACGGGAAACUGGGAAAAAACACAAGGCUGAAGAUGGGACACCUAAUGUUACAGUUUUAUCCCAUGAAGGAAAGGAUGCUAUGUCACUGUUUAGUCCUUCUGUCAAGCCAGAACAACGUACUGCUGCUCAUGCUCGUACUGCAUCAACUAGCCUAAUUCAUGAAACAGACUUGGUGGUCUCUUACACUGACCUUGACAAUCUCUUCAACUCUGAUGAAGAUGAAUUAACACCUGGAUCUAAAAGAACUGUGAAUGGCUCAGAUGACAAACCCAACUGCAAAGAGUCAAAAACAGGAAAUCUUGACCCCCUGUCAUGCAUAAGUACUGCAGAUCUUCAUAAGAUGUAUCCAACACCACCAUCUCUGGAACAGCAUAUUAUGGGUUUUUCCCCAAUGAAUAUGAAUAAUAAAGAAUAUGGCAGCAUGGACACUACACUUGGAGGAACUGUACUUGAAGGGAAUAGCUCAAGCAUAGGAGCUCAAUUCAGAAUUGAAGUAGAUGAGGGGUUCUGCAGUCCAAAACCUUCUGAAAUCAAAGAUUAUUCUUAUGUUUACAAGCCUGAAAUUUGUCAGGCUUUGGUAGGAUGUUCCAUGUUUGCACCGCUGAAGACUCUCCCUAGCCAGUGUCUCCCUCCUAUCAAACUGCCAGAAGAGUGCAUUUACCGUCAAAGCUGGGCUGUUGGAAAGCUGGAGCUACUUCCUCCAGGACCUGCCAUGCCGUUUAUCAAAGAGGGUGAUGGAAGCACUAUGGAUCAAGAGUAUGGUCCUGCCUACACCCCACAGACUCAUACUCCGUUCGGGAUGCCGCCAAACAGUGCCCCUCCCAGCAACAGCGGAGCAGGAAUUCUCCCUUCCCCAUCCACCCCUCGGUUCCCAACUCCUAGAACACCAAGGACACCUCGCACCCCUCGUGGAGGCGGUGGACCUGCCAGUGCUCAAGGUUCGGUCAAAUAUGAGAAUUCAGACUUGUAUUCACCAGCUUCCACACCAUCAACAUGUCGGCCCCUUAAUUCUGUGGAACCUGCAACUGUACCUUCCAUCCCUGAGGCUCACAGUCUUUACGUGAAUCUCAUCCUCUCAGAGUCGGUAAUGAAUCUCUUCAAAGACUGUAACUUUGACAGCUGCUGCAUCUGUGUCUGCAACAUGAACAUCAAAGGUGCUGACGUUGGAGUAUACAUUCCAGAUCCAACGCAAGAGAUUCAGUAUAGGUGUACCUGUGGCUUCAGUGCUGUCAUGAAUAGAAAGUUUGGCAACAACUCUGGGCUGUUCCUUGAAGAUGAGUUGGAUAUUCUAGGGCGUAAUACAGAAGGCGGCAAAGAAGCAGAAAAACGUUUUGAAGCCCUCCGAGCUACUUCGGUUGAGCAUGGUGGUGGUGGAUUGAAAGAACCUGAGAAAUUGCCUGAUGAGUUAAUACUGUUGCUGCAAGAUCAGUGCACCAAUUUGUUUUCACCGUUUGGAGCAGCAGAUCAAGAUCCCAUACCCAAAGUUGGUGCAGUUAGCAACCUAGUACGUGUAGAAGAACGGGAUUGUUGCAAUGACUGCUACCUAGCAUUGGAGCAUGGACGCCAGUUCAUGGACAAUAUGUCAGGAGGAAAAGUUGAUGAAGCACUUGUGAAAAGUACUUGCUUGCAUCACUGGUCAAAAAGAAAUGUGGUGGAUGUGAGCAUGCAGUGUUCACAGGACAUCCUUCGCAUGCUCCUCUCACUACAGCCAGUUCUCCAGGACGCUAUUCAGAAAAAGCGAACAGUCCGAUCUUGGGGUGUGCAAGGCCCUCUCACCUGGCAGCAGUUUCACAAAAUGGCUGGCAGAGGCUCCUAUGGAACUGACGAGUCCCCAGAACCACUGCCAAUUCCAACCUUUUUGCUGGGAUACGAUUAUGACUUUCUGGUGCUGUCUCCAUUUGCCUUGCCAUACUGGGAGAGGCUGAUGUUGGAACCCUAUGGAUCUCAAAGAGAUGUUGCUUAUGUUGUGGUGUGUCCUGAAAACGAAGCCCUGCUGAAUGGAGCAAAAAGCUUCUUUAGGGAUCUGACUGCAAUUUAUGAGUCCUGUAGACUUGGCCAGCAUAGACCUAUCUGUAAACUGCUGCCUGACGGGAUCAUGAGAGUAGGAUCCACUGCUUCAAAGAAACUUUCUGAGAAGUUGGUUGCAGAAUGGUUCUCUCAGGCAGCCAAUGCCAACAAUGAAGCAUUUUCCAAACUCAAGCUGUAUGCGCAAGUUUGCAGAUAUGAGCUGGGUCCUUACCUUGCCUCUCAGCCACUAGACAGUUCUUUGCUUUCUCAGAUAAAUCUAGUUCCCCCAACAAGCCAAUCUGUAUCCACACAGCCUCAAGCAGCAGGUAACACUGGAAACUCCAACACUCCUUCAUCCACCCCUGUAGCUGCUACCAGUAGUACCAUGACUUCAAACAGUGCCAUGUCUUCUGCAGCUACUACAACUAAUUCAACUCUGACCACUACUGCUGCUUCAUCCUCUUCCACCAACAUAGGCAGUGGGCUAUCAGCAAACAAACCUUCCUCGUUUCCACCUUUUAGCAGCAUGAACAGUACUACUUCUGCCUCCCUGCCAACACAAGCUACAACAGUCCAGAAUGGGCAGCCAGGGGGACAACAGCAACAGGCAACUCUGCAAGCUGCUGGGAUACCUGGGGAAGCCUCCUCUGCCCCUGCACAGCCGCACCCUGAAGUCUCAGAAAGCACUAUGGAUCGUGAUAAAGUUGGAGUCCCAACAGAUGGAGAUUCUCAUGCUAUCACGUACCCACCUGCAAUAGUAAUUUAUAUAAUUGAUCCUUUUACGUACGAGAGGAAGGAUGAGAACAGUAGCUCAUCCAGUGUGUGGACCCUUGGGCUGCUUCGUUGCUUUAUGGAGAUGGUUCAGAUUCUUCCUUCCAGCAUCAGGAAUAUAGUUUCUGUGCAGAUUGUCCCAUGUCAGUACCUGUUACAACCUGUGAAGCAUGAAGAUCGGCAAAUCUACACCCAGCAUUUAAAAUCCCUGGCAUUUUCGGCAUUUACCCAGUGCCGAAGGCCUCUUCCCACUUCAACCAAUGUGAAAACUUUGACUGGUUUCGGCCCGGGGUUAGCAAUGGAAACGGCUCUUAAGAGCCCAGAUAGGCCAGAGUGUAUUCGACUCUAUACUCCUCCUUUUAUACUGGCCCCUGUAAAGGACAAGCAAACAGAGCUUGGAGAAACUUUUGGAGAGGCUGGACAGAAGUAUAAUGUACUUUUUGUGGGCUACUGUUUAUCUCACGAUCAAAGAUGGCUUCUUGCAUCAUGUACAGAUCUCUAUGGAGAACUGUUAGAAACUUGCAUAAUUAAUAUUGAUGUACCAAACAGAGCGCGCAGGAAAAAGGGUUCUGCCCGCCGACUUGGUCUCCAGAAACUCUGGGACUGGUGCUUGGGACUUGUACAAAUGAGCUCUUUGCCCUGGAGGGUUGUGAUAGGUCGUCUGGGAAGGAUCGGUCAUGGAGAACUAAAAGAUUGGAGCUGUUUGCUGAGUCGCCGAAACCUCCAGUCCCUCAGCAAGAGACUAAAAGACAUGUGUAGGAUGUGUGGGAUAUCUGCUGCAGACUCUCCCAGCUUUCUCAGUGCUUGCUUGGUUGCAAUGGAACCACAGGGGUCUUUUAUUAUUAUGCCAGAUUCCGUAUCAACAGGGUCUGUGUUUGGGCGCAGCACCACUCUAAAUAUGCAGACAUCUCAGCUGAAUACCCCACAGGACACGUCAUGCACUCACAUACUGGUGUUCCCUACAUCCGCUUCUGUGCAAGUAGCAUCGUCGACCUAUACCACUGAAAAUUUGGACCUGGCCUUCAAUACAAACAAUGAUGGAGCAGAUGGAAUGGGUAUCUUUGAUUUGUUAGACACUGCAGAUGAACUUGAUCCUGAUAUUAUUAAUAUCCUUCCUGCAUCCCCCACUGGGUCCCCUGUACAUUCACCGGGAUCCCAUUACCCUCAUGGAGGUGAUAUGGGCAAGGGUCAAAGUACAGAUCGAUUGCUUUCCACGGAAUCUCACGACGAAGUAACAAAUAUUCUACAACAACCAUUGGCCCUUGGUUACUUUGUGUCAACUGCCAAAGCAGGUCCAUUGCCUGACUGGUUUUGGUCAGCAUGUCCUCAAGCACAAAAUCAGUGUCCCUUGUUUCUUAAGGCCUCUCUGCACCUCCAUGUGCCUUCAGUGCAAUCUGACGAGCUACUCCACAGUAAACACUCCCACCCGCUUGAUUCUAAUCAAACUUCUGAUGUCCUCAGGUUUGUUUUGGAACAGUACAAUGCACUCUCCUGGCUAACCUGUGAUCCUGCAACCCAGGACAGACGGUCGUGUCUCCCAGUUCAUUUUGUGGUGCUGAAUCAAUUGUAUAACUUUAUCAUGAAUAUGCUGUGAUCUUCAUCUGAACUUUGCAAGAAAAGAACAAGGAAAAGGGAUAUUUCAUUGCAGGACUAAGUUACACUUCUCAGUGCAAGUCAUUUGUGAUGGGGUAUAAUUCUUGUUACUUCCAACAAAUAUUGUUUUGACUUGUGAUGGGGCACAUAUAACCCUGCUGUCUUUGUUUCAUUGACUAUACAGGACUCUUUAGAAUGAUGAUCAGACAAAAUGUAUUAUAACAUUUUUAGUAGCAAAAUUAACCAUUUUCCCCAGUCACAGUAUUUGUGAAAAGUAAUGAGCCAUAGUACCCAGUCAUGUUUAAUGAAUAUUAAAAGCAUGGAGAUGAGAAGAGACAUGAGGAACCAUAAGUUUCUACCUAUGGCUUCAGAACAUCAAGAUGUUCUUGUAUUGGAUUAUAGUACCUAGUAUUCGAAAAUGCCUGCAUCUCUCUUAUUUAUUGUAAGUUUUUAAAUGUAUAAAUUGUCUUAUAUUUCUUAACCUCUUUUAUAAAAAUUUUCCUAGAAGGUUUAUACUGCCUUCUUGCUUUAAAGCAAUUGGUCUAAAAUAUAUGUAAUCGUCUUAAUUAAAAGUUGCAGUAGGUUGCUUUUAGAGUAUUAUUUUUUUGUAAGGGGGUGGGUGGGGACAGUAAAUUUGUAUUGUCUUGAUGUACAGUUUAAUGGGGAUAGAGGGGUUAAUGUCCAUACCAUUGUGUGUGGGGGAUUUACAGCUAAGCUGUAGUUGCAGAGUACAUGUACAGUAAUGAAGUUCACUGUGUUUAUAUAAAUUGAAAAGGUACCGGGUCUUACAGCAUUUUAUAUCACACCUUUACAGAGUAACAAUGGCAAUAUAUAAGUGAUAUUGUAGGUGGUUUAACUUGUAGUGAGAAUAAAAUGAAUAAACUCUCAAUUUAAUUUUGUGUUAUGGCUCAGAACUUUGGCUAGCUUCAGGCUCCAGUUGCUGGGUUUAUUUAGUCCAAGAAUACCUGCUACGCAGUGUGUAGCUAACCAGGAGUUCUUGGCAUUGCGUUCUUGCAUUCUUUAAGAUACAUAUUUCAUUGCAAAGAUGAAACCGAACAUCCAGGCAUGGGAAAAAACAUGAGGAAAUUACCCCCAAGUCUCCUGUAAGGCUGAAACUUAGCUCAGCUCUAGCCAUUUCACAAAUGCAAAAACAGUCAAUCUUGACUUUAAGAUUGGUGUGUGUUUAACUAAAAUGUGGUGUAUAUAGAUUCUCAGUGAAUUCUGGUAUUCAGACCAAACUCCACUAGUAAAAAAAAAAAAAAAAAAGAAAAAAAAAUCCAUUUUCCUUUUUAAUCUAUUUUUGGCACUGUGGUGAAGGUCCCAGGUAAUCAUUGUAUGAGUUUUUUCCGCCUCUGAUUCCAGCCAGGGCAUGUGCCAAGGAGGCUCAAAACUCCCUGAGGAAGGGACUCAGGAGGCUUUCAUAUACCUCUUCUCCCUCUACAAUCAGCAGCUUUCUUCACUUAACACUUUUCCUUUUACUUGCACAUGCCAAAUCAGUAAUGCUUCUCUAAAACGGCCCCUACGGGUGCCCACGAGCAAUUCCUUUCUCAUGGUUCCUUGUCCUCCGACCCCCAGCUUAAGAAUUUACUUCUGCAGCGUCCUUCUCAGCUGAAUGUGGGAACCCAUGAUAACCGAGCACCCGGGUCUCACUGGACAAACCGAGCCAUCCGUUUUGCCAGUUAAGCCUUUUAAAGGAGCAAGACUUAAGAUCCCUUUGUGCACCCACUGCUAAAUCCUCUACAAGGACAAAGUCGUUUGUAUUUACAAAACUGGAUUUGGUAGUUUGUACAGAAAAUCAUGUUUUGUGAAUACAAAAUGUUUGCCUGAAAUAUCACUUUUCAUAUGAACAAACAUCAAACCUCUUUGAAUUGUGUAUAUACAAUACUAGCGACCUUUGUGGUUUUGUAUGAAGAAAAUGUACAAUUGGUGACAAAGGUUUUCAGUCACUUCUUCAAAACAACAUUAGUGCAAUCAGAAGUCAGCAUAUUUUGAUAUUAAAGUAAAAAAACUGGGUGUCUGCAUUAUUAGUAUUUUUUUUAUUAUGCUAAUGCAUCACAGAUUGAGUAGCAUGUUACUUUGUUUGAGAGCAUUUUUUCACGUGGCUGAGAUCUGAGGGGGGAAAAUGCUCUUUAGCCUGGAAUCUUCAAAGCUUCCUUCCUUUUUUUUUUUUUUUUAGCUGGUUACUUUUAAACCUGUCUUAAUGUUAAUGAACCUCUUUAGCGUGGAACUUGUUAGCAGUGGGCUGUUUAAAAUGUGACUGACUUGUAUUCAUCAGGUAAGUGAGCCAGUUGCCUGAACAGCGGGGUCCCGAUCAUUGUGCAGUCAUGCUAACCUUCUGUGAAAUAUACCACUAGUAUUUUUCAAAUACAGUAAAAACGGAAAUUAAAAUACUGUAACCACUAGAAGAGAUCAGGAGGCCCUUCUGAUGAGUCUUUUUAGAAACCGUUUAUGCUGGGAGAUUUUUCCUGGCUUGGCAUCUUUUUGCCAACAGCGUACAUAUCAAAACUGCCAGCACUGAGGAGCUAAGGUACUUGUUUUACUUCUAAAUAAAUGACUUUCACCUUACGAAUCAAUUUGCCUAAUGAUAUCAAUCCCACUGUUUAAAGUGCAUAUAAUUACUGAUGUAAUAAUAAUACUGUGACAGCCAGCUAACAAGAUAAUUUAUACUGAUCACUGACAGGUUCAGCUGCAACGUCUGUACUUACCAUUGCUCCUGACAGCUCUUAUUAAGUAGUAGUUGUGGAACUUUUAUUAAAUGUAUUGGCUACACAUGGGAUUCUUCCAGCCAGUCAAAAAGGAAAAAAAAAUCUAGCCAUACUCUAUUUAUGCAAGCCAUUCAGUUAUCUGGGCUGGGCUGUAACAGUGUAUGGAUUAGACUCCUUGUACACACUAUGGUUUGGCCCCUUGGCUACCCAGUGUACUUGCGUAUGGCCCUUGCAUUUUAAAGUAAACGUCAUUUUUAAAACUUUCUAACCCUUUCAGAAUAAAAUUAAAAUUUUAAAUCCUCAGCUAUAUUCUUACUCAGCUGUCAGUAUGGCACAGAUUAUGAUGCUCUCCUUUCAUCUUCACAUUUACCUUCUAUGAUUUUUUUUUUUUUAAACCAUGUGUUGCUGCAAAGAUUUGCAGAUGUCUUUAAUUGAGCACUAUUAAUACUGUAAUAUCAAAAUAUUAUGUUGCAUUAUUUAAAAAUUCAAAAUGUAAUAGAGGAAAAGGUUUUAAAAAAUGCUAUUGCACCAUAUAGUUCGCUGCACAACAGUCUAUGGCAUAGCAUAUCAGUCGGUUUUAAUAUUAUCCAUGUAAUGUUUUGAUCUGGGUUUCUUCUGAGAAUCCAGUUUCUCAGCUGAGAGUUUUGUCUCGCAGUAUCUCUUAAACACAAAGGUGGACAGUGAGUGUCUGUGUCUCUCUCUCUUUCUCUCUCGUACUAAUUGAAAGACCCAGAACUACACUUAACUGUUUAGAAAACCUUAUUUGGGGGUGUACUCUUUAUUUUCAAUGGAGUAAAACUUCAUUUACAGUAAAACUGGAUUUGGGACCUACAACAAUCCUCAGGGUCACUUUUUCAGAAGUUUUAAUAUAGCUUUAGGGGUUGUUUUUUUUUUUCCAAAUAAACUGGAUUUGUGGACCUUGUAAACCUAUUUAAAUUGCAAAUUGUGGCAUCAUUACUGGACAUGUCAGCUUCAAGAAAGCUUCUCCCACCAGCUGGGUCACUUUAAGAAGGGGAGUGUCUAAGUUCUCGCUCAGCCGCGACACGAAAUGGUCCAAGUCGUCUUAUUUAACGUGACAGGAAAAUGAAAUAAGGAACAAAAACAAACAAACAAAAAAACACUAUUGCUGCCGAAUGCCAUAAACACUGAGUUGUACAAAUUGUGAUUGAGGAAAUGAAAAGGUUUAUACUUUUUAAAAAAAAAAAUUCAAAUGGAAUAAAUUAUUCAUGAAGCCUU
Alligator sinensis (Chinese alligator) is the source of this 10486-nucleotide messenger RNA. It is a transcript of the gene MED13, whose product is annotated as mediator complex subunit 13. Gene Ontology annotation, molecular function: transcription coregulator activity. Gene Ontology annotation, cellular component: mediator complex. The record is from RefSeq and is a predicted model, not a curated record. The transcript has 31 exons. Lineage: Eukaryota; Metazoa; Chordata; Crocodylia; Alligatoridae. Gene Ontology annotation, biological process: regulation of transcription by RNA polymerase II. The coding region runs from base 16 to 6546 and encodes 2176 amino acids.